Molecule: messenger RNA, 5304 nt
Organism: Helicoverpa zea (corn earworm)
Lineage: Eukaryota; Metazoa; Arthropoda; Insecta; Lepidoptera; Noctuidae
Gene: Ide
Product: insulin-degrading enzyme
Exons: 26
Coding region: 230-3286 (1018 amino acids)
Biological process (GO): peptide catabolic process
Cellular component (GO): cytosol; mitochondrion
Molecular function (GO): metal ion binding; metalloendopeptidase activity
Source: RefSeq, a predicted model, not a curated record
UGUUCGAGUUACAUUCUGACAUUACAGAAUUCUGAGAUUGGUCGAUAAUUUCGAUGAAUUACAAAGUAUUGAAUAAUAUUAAUUUAAUUCUAAAUAACCAUUAAUUAAAGUUAACACAUUCAAGCUGGCAUCACGCAGAGUUCUUUGGUUGGGGAUCCGUUACUAUUCUCCGUUGUUACACCGUGCUACACCGAAUAGCUACGGUGGAGGCAGACGCAGUAUAUCCAGUAUGUCCUCCCAAUUCUCUCCCCGAGCCGGGAACUCGCCCCGCGCAUCCCCGGGUCCCAUGGAGCCCGUGGGCCCCGGCGGCCUGCCCGCCGCGUCCGGCGUCAGCAAGCGAUACGACAACAUUGUCAAGUCGCCCGAGGAUAAACGACAUUACAGGGGUUUGGUGCUAUCGAACCGGCUGCGAGUUCUGUUGGUCAGUGAUAUAACUACUGACAAGUCGGCGGCAGCUUUAGACGUCAAUGUUGGUUACCUCAGCGAUCCCGAAGAAUUGCCGGGAUUAGCGCAUUUCUGCGAACACAUGCUGUUUUUGGGGACCCAGAAAUAUCCUGAGGAGAAUGAGUACAACAAGUUUCUGUCUGAACACGGGGGCUCUUCAAAUGCUUCGACCUCUUCGGAUCACACUACAUACUACUUCGAUGUUCUACCAGAACAUUUGCAUAAGGCUUUAGAUAUCUUCGCCCAAUUCUUCAUAUCACCCCUGUUCACGGAAUCAGCGACGGGCAGAGAACUGAGUGCCGUCAACUCCGAACACGAGAAGAACACCUCCUCAGACACGUGGCGGCUGGACCAGCUCAACAAGAGCACUGCCUCCCCCUCACACCCCUUCCACAAGUUUGGUACAGGUAAUAGAGAAACUCUAGAAACGAUACCAAAAUCAAAAGGGAUUGAUGUCAGAAAAGAACUACUGAAAUUCCACUCCAAGUGGUACUCCGCCAAUAUUAUGACUCUCGUCGUUGUGGGAAAAGAACCACUAGACGAUCUAGAAGAGAUGGUGGUGAAACUCUUCACGGAAGUCGAAGACAAGUCAGUCACCGCUCCUUCAUGGCCGGAACACCCGUUUCCACCAGCGCUGCGGCGGAAGAGAGCCUACUGUCUUCCAGUCAAGGAUCUGCGGUCGUUGUCCAUCGACUUCCCUAUACCGGAUACUAGGAAGCAUUAUAAGAGUGGGCCGGGACACUAUCUCUCUCACAUGCUGGGACACGAAGGCCCGGGGAGUUUGCUAUCCGCGUUAAAGGCCAGAGGAUGGUGUAAUAGUUUAGUGGGAGGUACGCGCAUCGGCGCUCGUGGGUUCGGUUUCUUUGGCGUGCAAGUGGAUCUGACGGAAGAGGGAGUCGCCCAUAUCGAUGAUAUCAUUAAACUGGUGUUCCAGUACAUGGAGAUGUUGAAGGUAGCUGGUCCCCAGCGCUGGGUGUGGGAAGAACAGCGAGACCUCAUGGCGCUAGAGUUCAGGUAUAAAGACAAGUUGGAGCCCAGGAAUCUGGUUACAGGACACGUGCAUUUGCUGCAGGAGUUCCCAAUGGAAGAUGUCCUAUGUGCUUACUAUUUGAUGACGGAAUGGAAACCCGAGUUAAUACAAGAACUCCUAUCUUUGCUUACACCAGAAAAUGUACGCGUUGGCAUUGUUGCUAAGUGUUUCGCGGAAAAGUGCACGAUGACCGAGCCUUGGUACGGAACUAAGUAUUUGCAAGAAGACAUUGAAGAUUCUAAAAUACAGGAAUGGAAAUCAGUAAAACCGACCCCCGAGUUGCACCUGCCUCCUCCGAACGAGUUUAUACCGACGAAACUUACUUUAGAGAGUGGCGAGGACAGCACCGCGCACUCUGUGGCACCUACUGUUAUUCUCGAUUCCCCAUUAAUGAGGUUAUGGUUCAAAAAGGACAGCGAAUUCCAUCUUCCCAAAGCUGUUAUGACGUUCGAUUUAGUCAGUCCCCUAGCCUACAUGGACCCUCUAAGCUGCAACUUGACCUCCGUCUGGGUGCUUCUCCUCCGAGACAGCUUGCAACAAUUCGCGUACGCCGCCGAACUGGCCGGCCUUCGGUGGAGCAUCGGCAACGCCAAGUACGGAAUAAGCGUAACUAUAGACGGUUAUGAUGACAAACAGAGCGUUCUACUAGACAAGAUUAUGGAUCAAAUGAUCGGUUUCACGGCUGACCCGAAACGGUUCCACAUCAUGAAGGAGAAUCAUAUACGAGCCAUCAAGAACUUUGAGGCUGAACAGCCUUAUCAGCACGCAGUAUACCAACAAGCUCUGUGCUUAGCUGAUGUCGUGUGGACCAGAUGUCAACUUCUAGAGGCAGCUGAUCGCAUGACCCCAGAAAUGGUGAACGAUUUCGCGGCCCGCAUGAUACGCAAAGUCCACAUAGAAGGGUUCAUGUACGGGAAUCUGUCACGCGAGAGAGCACUGCAUAUCGCUGAAUCUGUUGAGAAGAAAUUACCAAAAGACGCGACGCCCCUAUGCGCCCAACAGUUGUUGUUACACAGAGAUAUUGAAAUCGAAAAAGGAUCCUGGCACGUAAGAGAAACUACGAACAGUGUACACCGUUCGUCCUGUGCUUCUCUAUACUACGCGUGCGGGGUCCGAGAGUGUCGCAGCAACGUCAUCCUGGAACUGUUGGCGCAUACCCUCGCCGAACCCUGCUUCAGCAUGCUGCGGACCAAGGAACAACUUGGCUACAUAGUCUUCAGUGGUCUUCGAAGAUCCAAUGGAGUACAAGGGUUCAGGGUGAUAGUCCAAAGCCACAGACAUCCUGAAUAUUUGGAAGAAAGGAUAGAAAGCUUCCUGCAAGGGUCAUUGGAUUAUCUAAAAAACAUGUCAGAUGUGGAAUUCAUGAAGCACAGAGCGGCUUUGUCGGCGCAGAAACUCGAGAAACCCAAACGUAUGUCUUCGAGAGCUGCACAGAUGUGGAACGAAAUUACUGCGCAGGUGUACAACUUUGACAGGCCGAGGGUAGAAGUGGAAGAGCUGAAUACCAUCACUAAGGAGGAACUUAUUGAGUUUUAUAAGAAACACAUAGCCAUGGACUCUCCGGAGCGACAGAAACUGUCGGUGUACAUCAUAUCGACGGCCGAGGGGGGGGCGGGACAUAGUCCUGAACCGAAAGAGGAAAAGGAGGAAAAGGAGAAGGAGGAGGGAGGGGAUGAAGACGAGUGUGACAGAUGCUAUCCUAAGCCGACAAAAAUAGUCGAUCUAGUGGACUUCAAAUGCAGAAGACCGCUAUAUCCGCACCCAUCGCCUUACAUUAACAUACCUAGAAAAGGAUCGCAGUGUAAACUUUAAAUAUAUAGAAUAUCUGAAUUAUAUCUAGACUUAAAUAAAGGAAAUAUAGUUACCGGCACAGAUAUUGAGCUCUCGGCGGAAGAGUGGGGAUCGCUUUGCGCAUCGUACACUUAUGGCAAUAAACCAAUAAAUCACUUCUGCGUAGGUGAAGGUCACGGCUCAAUAUCCGUGCCGAUGAUUAUACCAUGGAGAACAAAAUGACUAGCGGAGAUGCCAUAACGCAAAAUCUCCUAAGAAAGUAGCGCGAUAACAUGCGGGUGUUCGGGGGACGAGGAAGGUUACUAGCUCCACCCUUACACGCCUUCUUUGGACCCGACCAUUUUUAAAGGGUAAAACGGGACCCUAUUGUUUUCGCUCCUCUGUCCGUCCGUCCGUCCGUCUGUCACCAGACUGUAUCUCAUUAACCGUGAUAGUUAGAGAGCUGAAAUUUUCACAGAUUACGUAUUUCUGUUGCCGCUAUAACAACAAAUACUGAAAAGGCAAAUAAGGAAAAUUAGGGGCUCCCACACAACAAACGUGAUUUUUUUUUUCGUUUUAUAAAUAAUGGUACGGAACCCUCCGACUCGCACUUUGCCAUUUUUUUUUGUAAUACCAAAAAUCUUUGACAGACGCCCAAAAGAACUAGAACGCCUCGUUAAUUGAUUGUUUUGGUCAUGCCCUGUCAUUGAUAUACAAAAACCCAAGAUGCACAGUCUCGAAUAAAAGUAAAGCUCGAAAGUGUCUCCGAACACUAAUUCUGUCUCUUUCUAUAAGAUACAAGCAUGCGUUAUUGCAAGUUCAACUUUACGCGAAUUGCUUAAAGUCGUUAUUACAACGCACUGUAGUUAAAGCAAUAAAAUUUUACGACCGAAGUGGUCGGCUAGGACAAAGAAAAUGAGCGCACAAUUUUGAAUGUUGCGCUCAUUUUUUAUAUGUCGGAGAUAGAUCAAUUACCACUGUGGAUAUCCGAACAAAAAUGUGACAGAUAGGUAUCUCCGACACCUAUCUGUCACAUUUUCACAUUUAUAUAUAUAUAGUCAGAUAGGUGUCUCCGACACCUACACAUUUCACACUCACAUUUCACAUCACAUCACACACAUUUUCACAUUUUUGUGUUGGUGUAUAUAUCAAUGUCUACGAAUUUGACCUAGAAGAAGGCGCUUGACCUACCUGCAUUAUGGUAUCUCCGUUCUCUCAUCUUUCCUUACUCCAUGGCUAGUAAAUAGACUUUUUCUCCUUAGCGGCUUACACCGACUUUAUACUUGUAAGUAGCUUUCUGUAAGUUAUCAUCAUCAUCAGCCGUUAUAUCGUCCCACUGCUGGGCUGCGGCCUCCUCUCACACGGAGAAGGAUUGAGCAUUAAUCACCACGCUUGCUCAAUGCGGGUUGCUGAUUUCAGACUAUAUAGUCCAGGUUUCUUCAAAAUAUUUUUCUUUCACCUUUAAUUAGUCAUUGGUAUCUGAAAUAUACUUGCCUGACCUGGAAUUGAACACACUCUCAUACUUGAGAGGAUGGUUUUAACAUUAAUUUUAUUACAAAAGCUACUUACGUGAGUUUAUCUUACAAGUGCAAGACCGGUUUUAAAUAUCUUUCUAGACAAUUAGUCUUACUACAAAAACUUAAACAUCUGGUGAACACUUGUCAAAAAAAGUGUGGCUGCAAAACUGUCUGUUUUGCAAACCGUUUUGCAGCAAAUGUGAACGAAAAUAGGCUGAUUUCACAGUGGGUUUUCAAAUAAAUAUAUACGAGGUUUAUUUUCACCGACAAUCUAAUAGUCAGUUUUCUUAAAACAAAUGUUUAAUAUGAAUAUAAACGUACAAUAUUCAAAAUGACAAAUGUUUUAAGAAAUACAGACGUUUAUGUUGUCGGCGUACCUGAGCCUAAGAAAUAAGAUUUAUUUGACAGAUUUUAUGAUUAAUGAAAUGUUGCCAUAUGCAAUUAAUACUAAACGCAGUAAUAUUGACAAAAAAAAAAACAUUCUUUCGUAUAUAUGAAUAUUUUUAUUGUAAUCAUAAUAAAUAAAGUUGAGUUUCUAGAAAA